Aaosphaeria arxii CBS 175.79 is the source of this 5843-nucleotide messenger RNA. RefSeq lists its product as uncharacterized. The transcript has 3 exons. Bases 102 to 5690 code for a protein of 1862 amino acids. The record is from RefSeq and is a predicted model, not a curated record. Gene Ontology annotation, biological process: RNA export from nucleus; protein import into nucleus. Lineage: Eukaryota; Fungi; Ascomycota; Dothideomycetes; Pleosporales. Gene Ontology annotation, molecular function: structural constituent of nuclear pore. Gene Ontology annotation, cellular component: nuclear pore inner ring.
UCGACAUUCGACGCCGGUCGCUCUCCUCAUUGUCGCUCUUUCCGCUGGCCUACAUGGCACUUGGCUGAACGUGUAAUUGCCAGCGCAGUGCAGCGCCCGUCAUGGCUCCUCUGCAGCCGCAAUCGCAGAUGGAUUUCGAUCUAGCGAAAUGCUUCGCGGGCGAGCAACAGCUCGUAUCCUGGAGCUCCGCAUAUACUGCCCUCUGCGACCCCGAAACCGCAUCGAAAAGCACCGUCCUACGUGACUUCCUUCGUAGCGAAGCCAGCAUCGAAACGCUUACCCACCCAUGGCAACCGUGGACAGGUCCGUCAGCUCAUGAAAAGAACAAGUUUGAGGCAAAGACUGCUCCAAUCAGUAUCACACCAACAUCUGGCGGUCACUACGAUUUAGAAGAGAUCAAGGCCGAUACCCUGUGGUUGUCGCAACAGGCCAAGAUUUCUGAAUAUGAAGCGCUGCGGCUGGUUACACUGGAAUGGCAGAGUAGACCUACCAACCAGUUGUUGUCUGGACUGUCUCAAGAGGAGGCUGUCAGUGUUCGAGAUGCUGCCGGACUUGCGAACCUCGGCGCCUCGACCUUCAUCCCUAACUCCUCCAUAAUCACCGCCCCCUCAGCUCCUUCCGAUGUCCAGUUCGAUUCCAAACCACAACGACAACUCCGAUUAAUCGAGAUCUAUCACUCUUCGCGCAUAGCAAUAUUGAGGAUCAGCCAACUGCUCAUCUCAUGGGGCGCCGCCAACGAUUUGAGACCUGCCUACGGGGAAACAUACAGGGUUGGUGACGAUUCGCUGGAACAACUAGGCCAGACCAUCGUAUCAAAACAGAUCCAAAAAGACUCGGGCUUCCUAAAGUCAUGUAUACUGGGAAUUGAAGGAGUGUUCGAAAAUUUCGACAAGGGCCAGUCAAUCUGGACAGUGUCUGAAGAAACGCAAGAUGUUGCGGACGAGAAAUGGAGGACGGCACAAAUUACUGAACUGGUUCACCUGCUUCAUCUUGCAACGAUUCAUGCGGAUCUUUUCACUCCCAAGUUCGUCCACAGCGAUGUCGUUGAGCGUUGGUUCUCCUUGAUGCAGGCAAAUGGAUUUUUCCAAAAUAUCCCAGUAAUAUCUCCGAAGCAGCAGGAUCUUGUGUCGUUGAUACAAAUGCUGACAUCGAUUUUCUCCUUGGCGGUGCUGAAACUCGGCUCUAUCAUCGAUGAUUUAGAAUCGGAACAAUACCUUGCUUGGGACAGCAGCCUGUAUCUCCUCCAGGGGAAUCUUUUGGAGAAUAUAACAAGUAUCCUUGGUCAGGCGAAAGAGCUUGGACCGAGCCCUGCGACGGUCCCUACGUAUGCUUGGGCUCUGCUCCUCAAUCACAUAUUCCAGGAGGCUCAGAUUCUCGAACAAGCCCGUCAACACGACAUCGACAAUGGCCCAGGCCACAAGGACUCCGUACCGAAGCUUUCAUUAAUAGAAGAAGCAGCGUCUGCCGUGGCCAACCUGGAAACUAGCGAUCUAUUCAACAGACGCCGGCCUUUUGAGGAUCUGUUGAUAUCCUGUGCUGAACUGAACACCAUAGAGAUUGCCAACCAACUUAUUUGCCUAGGCAUAUCAGUAUUUGGCACCAAAGUCGACCAAAUCUCCUUGGACAGGUUCAGGUUGCUUUUUCUGCAAUUGAUUCGUGCUGGCCUAGCAUCGAGCACCCUUACAUAUACACCCGAUGUGGUCAACGCUACACAUACCAUUUUAACAGGCGAAAGAUCAUUUCGCAGAUGGACGAGACCGCACGCUGCUCUGCAUGCAGACCCUAUCGUUUCUUACUGCGUGAACGACCCUUUCCUCCGCUCAUGCCUGCUAGACGUUGCCCGAGGCCGUUAUCCCUACGAGAUAACUCCACUGCUCACAUUCUAUGCUGCCAUCAUUCGAGGCGAUGGCAUGACGAAAGACGGAGUUCCAAGUGUACUCAACGAGCUGACAAACUUCAGCACACUCAUGCAACGACUGCCGGCGGCGGAUUUCAAAGGGUACAAAUCAAUUCGCGAGGAUGAGAACGCAAAUUUUGUUGCUCUCUCUGAACCACUCCCUCAGUUCUUCAAUGAAAUAGCUCCACUCUCUCGCGGCACAAGGCGCCUCAUCACAUCAUCUGCAUAUGCAGGUAAUCAAGCAUACAUGGUGAUACCCCCAGGCACUGAAGGGCAGAUCGUCGACGAUAGCGAACCCCCCUUCAUCGCGGCAUGGCACUUUCCGCACUCGGGCCUAGAGUAUCUCGUGCGACUGCUCUCUACCUACGUAAUCGGCAGUGGCACGGUUGAAUACUCGAGCCAAUGUCCGGCCUCAUCCGGGACGGUCAGCGACAUCAUUGGUCUCUUUGCUGACCUUCUCCAUGCUUUGCUGAGGGCCCCUGCACAAGAUGGGGAGGCUCUCUGCUCAGCGGAUCUAUUAUCUGCGCUGGAUAUCAGGAUUGAUGGGGCUCAAGAUACAGUGAAUGUCAUUCUUGCAGUCUUCGACCAAGAACUGCUACGCCAAUGUCAAGAACCAGGCAACGAGGAAUCACUCGAGAUUCUCAUAAAUUGCAUUCACUUUCUUGAAGCACUUGUCGCUAUAGCUCCGAACAGAGUGUGGCCCUGGCUCACCAGAGGUCGUCUCUUGUCGACGGAAGGAAACGGUGGAAGCUUAGCAACCAUCCUGAUAGGUACAGAAAUGGUUCUCGCUCGAUACGACUUUUUGAUUGGUUGUAUUCGCCUCUUUGAUGCUUUGGUAGAGGAUGCAGUGGGUCAAGCUGUGAACCGUAAAACACCAAGCAAGGCUCUUACUCGAUUCAAUUCGUCUAUUACUACCGACAGCGGCACAUCUGAUAAGUUCAUGAGCCAACUCCUCCUUGCAUUUGGGAAAACUCUUGCAAGCGUAUACGAAGGAUCACCCUCUUGGAAAUACCAGAGAAUAGAGGACCGCAUCGAGAUCAACACUGGGAUAAGUGAUGUGUUCACUAGAAUUCUCAAAUACGCAUACGGCACGGAUGACAGUGUGGCCCUGUCCACCAAGUUGACAGGACUUCUGUCUCCAGUUGCAGAAUACAUCACGGAACUCUACUUGUCACAAUCGGCGAACGAUCUCCCCACCAAUCCCAUCUUGACUUCUUUCUUCCAAGACCUAGAUGGAGACAAAACUGCCUUGUCGUUAAGCUUGGCCGAGCUCUCGAAAGAGCAAACAUGCAGUGCACUACGACUUUCAGAUACUCUUGUCAGAAUUGCAUUGUAUCUGCAACGACCAUGGACGUAUUUGGAACAUCAGCUUUUUAAGGCAGCGCCUCUCCUGGCAAGGUUGUAUGCAACCAGCGAUAGCUAUAAGCCUCUGGUACUUCCUUUGCUAGAAACUUUGGUCAGAGCUGCUGUUCGCGUUGCGGACUUGGAGCCUACUGCCGCGACAAAUGGAUCAAAACAGCAAGCAGAGCCUCCUUCCCUGUUGGGACACUUGGGGCCUCAAGCAGCGAAGAGCUUCUUGAGCAUUCUAUCCCAACUGGACGAACCGUUCAAGGUUGUGGAACUGCAAACCCAUGUUUGGAAUCUUCUUUCAGCUGUUGUCACAUGCAAACAACAGUGGUUUGCUUUGUAUCUUCUUACUGGAAACACGCCUCGGGAAACUCUCAAGAGAGAAACCAAGAACGACACGAAGUCAACAGGAAGCAAAGCGUUACUAUCUCGUGCAAUCGAAUCAUUGGCAAGGCUAGAAUUUAACGCACCCCAAAAGGACUGGGCGCUGUAUGCUUCGAAACUUGAGUUCGUAGCAUCAGCCCAGAAUAAUUGGUCUUGGGCAAUGGGUGACUUGAAACGACACGCAGGAUUCGUCCAACAGCUGGUUGCCUUCUUGAAAUGGAUGUUGUCCCAACCUCAGGAUCCCAAGGCCUGGGAAAAGGAUGCAACCCGUUCCCAUCAGAAUCGGUUCGCGGCCUUGACUUGCAACGUCCUAGCAAUGUAUCUUCACAGUGCACGCCAAAAAGGUGACCAUGAUGCUGUCAGAGAGGUGGUUCCUAGCCUGGCAUUUUUAGAAAGCUAUGCUCUAAAGACUCCUCGCUACAACCCCUCGCUCCACAGCUACCUCCGACAAAACCUCGAGAAAAGAUUUCCUGGCGUAACGCUGAUGAAGCUGAAACGAACGACUUUAUACAGCCAGUCAUUUGGGCCGUCUUACUUCUACAACACCGACUUGGCAAACCAACUUCUUGGCUUUGACAAACACUGGUCAGGGCCAGGGUCAGGGCCAAAUUCAGGAUUGGCUUCCGAUCUUGAAAAGGCUAAUAUUAAUCUGAGUCUGGUCGAAUCUCAGAUUCAACUUCUUCGGAGUUGGAAGAUUCUAGCUACGGAACUGAGCAAUUCUGUCACCAUAAGCGACCGCCUCCCGAAAAUACUAAUAAAUGUUGUCAAGGACAGCAUGAAGGCGAAUGCAGAACCACAGUUUCAAGAGGCUUGGCUCCGACAACUGGAUGUAUUGCGUGGAGACCUGUCCUUCGUUCUGCUUCAAAGGAUGGUCAACUCAAGGGUCAACGCCCCCGAAACACGCCAGCUUUUACCGGCAAUAUGGAAGACGAUACUGGCCACCAUCUCGGAUUUUGAUAAUGUUUUCUCGAGCGAACAAGUACCACAAUAUCGCCAGCUUCUGAAGAUACUAUACCUUUCCCUCCAGUUCCAACUCGAAAAUGGGACCGCGCCCAAAGAGGAGAUUGAAUUCAGAUCAAGUUUCCGUGGAUCCGUUCCAGCUAGCCAAAAAGUUCUGACUGAGCCCAUUUCGAGCCAAUUGCUCGAAAUUCUGUCAGAAACAGUGGCAAAAGGAUUCCGUAGCCUUGCAACUCAACUUCAUUCCGAACCCGGAAGUGUUCAUCCCUCUGAUUUUGCGCUGCUCACCGCAAUCCUGCAGACCAUUCUUGCUAUCCCUGAGAUGAGGACAUGGCAUGCUCAAGCCGCCUUGCUUUUCACUAAUAGCAGCACAUUGCGAUAUGCUACGAGCUUGUUCUCGUGGUCAGACAGGCUCACUGUUCCAAACAACGGCGUCGACGACCCUAUCUAUGGAGAGUUGAGUCUUCUCUUCAUCCUCUCUCUGUCCAGUAUGCAACCACUAGCAGAGACCAUGGCCGUGGACGGAAUUUUAUCGCAACUCAACAGCGCAAACUUGAUGAAUUACUUCCGUCGCCCUGGAGGCAUGUCACCCUUCGAUUCUCCCCCGCGUCUUUUCUCAAUCUGGACCAAAGGCAUCUUGCCCCUGUGUUUGAACAUCCUAAGCGCCGUUGGGCCGCCCAUUGCUGGCGAAAUCGCUGCCUUCCUCAAUCAAUUCCCCGAACAACUUGCGCGAGCAUCGAACGCCUUGAACUCUCGAACAACUACCAAGAUCACGUUGUCCAUCGUCUCCGAGAUACACUCACUAGCACUGAUCUCUAGCAUUCUUGAUGGCGAUCGAAUCGGAGGGUCGCGACUGGGGAUUCAAGCCAACGACAUUGCCAACCUCGAUUGGGACAAAGACGGUCUAAAGGAUGACAUCGAUAGCUGGUUAGCAAGGAAAGCCGCCUUGCGAGAGAGGAUUGUCGUUCAUGACGAGAUCGAUGCGGCAUUGUAUAACAAGAAAUUUUCGGGUGCCGGGACAGACAACGUAUUGGAGGACAAGGUAUUGGACGAACUUGAGGCUGCCGGAGUCUGCCUAGGAUUGGGAAAGAAUAAUGGUUCUUGAUGUGGCUGUAUAUGUGGAUGGGUAUGCUGGAAGCGAGAUUUGGCGUUGACGUUGCAUUGCAUACAUGGAUCAAACGCCAUGGAGUUCAGGCAACGGACUUGAGAUUCUUUAGGUCAAAACUUUACUAAGAUACCGGACAGUUUUGGUGUCAGG